Messenger RNA from Guillardia theta CCMP2712, 1422 nucleotides. RefSeq lists its product as hypothetical. Lineage: Eukaryota; Cryptophyceae; Pyrenomonadales; Geminigeraceae. The annotation marks the transcript as partial. The record is from RefSeq and is a predicted model, not a curated record. Gene Ontology annotation, molecular function: microtubule motor activity; microtubule binding; ATP binding. Gene Ontology annotation, biological process: microtubule-based movement; mitotic spindle organization. The transcript has 6 exons.
GACAACUCAAGACAGACCAUGGCUUCAUCAGAGAACGUGCGUGUCAUCCUCCGAGUUCGCCCUCAGACGUCCAAGGAAGCAGAAAGAGGGGAAGACGAAGUGAUCCGCUGCAUAUCGGAUCAGUCGAUCCAGGUUUACGACCCCACACAAGUGAGAGGAGGACGGGCCAGCACGGCCCUUGCGUACCAGUUCGAGCAAUGCUUCGGUCCCACGUGCAUGCAGGACGAGCUCUUCUCCCGCUGCGGGGUCAAGACUCUACUCGACCACGUCCUCGAUGGGUACUCGGCUACAGUGAUCGCCUACGGGCCGACGGGGUCGGGGAAGACCUUCUCCAUCGCAGGCAAGCCGGACAGCAUCGUGAGGAACGGGACGGGGGACGGGACGGACGGGCUGGUGAUCAGGAGCAUUGAGAGCUUGUUCGACAAGAUCAGGGAGCGGCAGCGGGACGGGCUGCAGUUCAAGGUCAGGACGAGCUGCGUGGAGAUACAUAACGACGCUGUCAUCGACCUCCUACGGUCGUCGAGGAAGCAGAAGGGGUGCGAGACGCUGCCGGUGAAGUUCGACACGGCCAGGGGGUCGUUCUUUGUCCAGGACCUCUCGUACGGCAAGUGCCCGUCCGAGGAAGAGAUCCUGCGGCUGUACAUGAAAUCGCUGAGAAACCGCAGCGUUGCUGCCCACGAGAUGAACCGAGACUCGUCUCGUUCCCAUGCUCUCUUCACCGUCUAUGUUGACUCCAUGGUGAGGCAAGACUCUGGUCACAUUGUGACCAGGCACGGCAAGAUGACGUUCGUGGAUCUGGCGGGGAGUGAGAGGCGAGAUUCCAAGUCGGAAGGCUCAACUCUGAGGGAGACAGGAAGUAUCAAUCGCUCUCUCUUCACCUUGGGGAAAGUUAUCUCCUCUCUAUGCGAUCGCAAGAAGGUCAAAGUUCCCUUCCGAGACUCGAAGCUCACGCAGCUGCUCAUGGACUCCAUCGGAGGAAGCAGCAUGACUCUGAUGAUUGCCUGCGUCUCUCCCUCCUCCGGCCACAUCAACGAGAGCAUGCGAACGCUGGACUAUGCCAACAAGGCGAGCAACGAUGAUCCCUUCUUCGCAAAGAACAUCAAAAACAAGCCAGUAGUAUUGCUUGACCCUGAGCAGAACAUGGUGGAAGCACUCAAGAAAGAGAUUGAAGCUUUGAGAGCAGGUGAAUUGAACCAUCCCCUGUACCCCCUUUCUUUGCUCUGCUCUGCUCUGCUCUGCUCUGCUCUGCUCUGCUCUGCUCUGCUCUGCUCUGCUCUGCUCUGCUCUGCUCUGCUCUGCUCCGCUCUGCUCUGCUCCGCUCUGCUCCGCUCCUCUCCUCGCGUCCCUUCUCCUGUCCUGUUCUGUCCUGUCUUCUCUCUCUCACACAUCCAUCAGAGAACAGAGCUCUCAAGAAUGCUUUGA